CGGCAGGCAGAACCUCUCCAUGAGCGGCUGCCGGGCCACCCGUAGCUAUGGCGACGGCUCGUGGCCUUGACCUCUGAGUUAGGGGAGGGGUGAUGGUGAGCGUCCGCAGUGGCCCUGGCCAGGCCUGACGGCUCCCUUUCUUCGCCCGGCUCGGCGUGGGAGUCUGAGCACCCUGCGGACACUCUGUGGCCGGGGCUUCUCGGCCUCAGGCACGUGGAUUGUUUUAGGGACCCAUCUGUUGCAUAAAGCAAGGUGCCAUCUUGCAUUACUCUGUAUGGGGUGGAUGCUCAGCAAAUUGUGCCAGGCUGCCUGAUGUCAUGUGGCCUGUGCUUUGGACCAUGGUGCGUACCUAUGCCCCUUAUGUCACCUUUCCCGUGGCCUUUGUGGUCGGGGCUGUGGGCUACCACCUGGAAUGGUUCAUCAGGGGGAAGGAUCCCCAGCCUGUGGAGGAGGAGAAGAGCAUCUCGGAGCGCCGGGAGGACCGCAAGCUGGAUGAGCUGCUAGGCAAGGACCACACCCAGGUGGUGAGCCUUAAGGACAAGCUGGAAUUUGCCCCUAAAGCUGUCCUGAACAGAAAUCGCCCGGAGAAGAAUUAAUGGAGGACACAGGGCCCUAUGGGUCCUUCUGUGGGCCGUGUCUGGUCCUGCCACCAUGUCGACCCAGCCUCAGAACCCAUAUCUGAUUUGCUUUAUUGCUUCUUCUGGCCCCUCCCACCCCACACAGCCACACACUGCUGCUCUGCUAUGGCCAGGCAGACACACUAAUAGCUGAGGGGCCAGAGAAGAGGAAGGCCCAUGAGGGUUCUGGCCUGAAGGCUGCAUCUGCUGGGUGGUGGCCACAACUGCUCAGGCUUUUGUGCUGCUGGGUGCACCACUGGGAGGAGAGUGAUGAAAUGAACAUUGGCUGUCAGUCCCUGUGGGGAGGCAGUUUGGCUUCAGGUGGGAGUGGCUGGGAUUGGCAUGAUGCCUUUGGGAGGGAUACCUACAUGCCUAGUUCCAGUUUGCACUGGGAAGAGUUCAAAAAUCUACCUGGCUCCCUUCACUAGCUUGCCCUGUCCUUUGUGCUCAUUCUCCCUGAAAUCGUGUCCUAUCAGCUCAGGAAGGGGAUUCUCCUGGGAAGGAACGCAGUUUUCUGUUCUUGGGAGCCCAGGCUGUUCACCUUGGGGCAGGUGAAUUUGCUUGAAAACAGUCACCAUCUUUCACCCCCCCCCAUCACUGUAUAGCGCAAAACUUGAUUAAAGUGGCGUCUGAGAACCA
Molecule: messenger RNA, 1256 nt
Organism: Hippopotamus amphibius kiboko
Lineage: Eukaryota; Metazoa; Chordata; Mammalia; Artiodactyla; Hippopotamidae
Gene: SMIM12
Product: small integral membrane protein 12
Exons: 3
Coding region: 318-596 (92 amino acids)
Source: RefSeq, a predicted model, not a curated record